Molecule: messenger RNA, 350 nt
Organism: Paramecium pentaurelia
Lineage: Eukaryota; Ciliophora; Oligohymenophorea; Peniculida; Parameciidae
Source: the annotation of a GenBank genome assembly
UGAUGGGAAACCAGAUUCAAAAAAUCAAUCGUAAAAUCGAUGAGUUAUUGUUUAAAGCUUAUGAUUAUUUAAUAAAGGAUGAGGAAUUAUCAGACAAAACUGUAGAUGUAUUAUCGAAUGAUGAAAAUAUCAAUGAUAACUUUGAUGUAACAUAGUAAUAAAAGGAAAGUUAAAUUGAAGAUCAAUCAUAAAGUUUGAAUCUUUAUAAGAAUAAAUCUAAACUUAUAAAUAAAUCAACAGAAGUUGAACCUAAUUUGGGUAGUAAAAGAAAAUCAAAAUCAUAAUUGCUUUCUGAUAGAAAGAGCAAUAAGAAAAUAUGUGAAAAUAAAGAAAACUACAAUUAUAUAUGA